AUGGCACCCUACACCAACAUCCCGCUCUCCCCUGCCGAACUCUCCUACCUCUACACCUCCCUCUCCCAAACCCCACCCAUCCGCCCCGAUGGCCGCGCACCCACCCAAUUCCGCCCUCUCGUAGCCGAGACCGACAUCCUCCCCUCCGCCAACGGCAGCGCGCGCAUCUGCUUCGCCGAUGGCACGGAAGCGAUCGUUGGCGUGAAAGCUGAAGUCGAGCAGAGCAGGGUUUCCGGCGCUGCGACGGGGCAGGUGGAGAGUGAGGGCGUGCUUGGGUUAGGUACUGGUGGGGUUGGAGAUGUGGAUAUGGAUGAGGAGGAUGGAGAUGAGGAGGCUACGAGGGCUGGGAAGGGCGAGGAGGGGUGGGUGGAGGUUGCGAUCGAGAUACCUGGGAUGCGGGAUGAUGAUGCGCUGCCAGUGUUCUUGUCUGCUAUGCUUACGGAAGCGCUGCUAGCGGACGGUGAGCUGAAAGAUCGGUUGUGGAUUAAUAGGAGGUUUCACUGGAGGUUGUAUAUUGACAUUCUGUUGCUCUCUCAACCACUGUCGUAUCCGCUUCCGCUUCUGUCUUUGACUACGCAUCUCGCGCUGCUUUCGACAAGGAUACCGGCUUUGAUCUCGGAGAAGGAUGAGGAUCCGCUGUUCAAUGACGACUGGGAGGCUUCGCGGUUUUUGUACCCGCAGUCGAAGACGGCCUCGGGAGGACACCGAAAACCACCGGUCACGCUGCUCAUGUUGAGUGUAAGCGAGAACGUCAUUGCAGACCCAAGCAGAGAGGAGCUUGCUGUUGCUGAUGCUGUCGUGGCGAUCAGUGUCGCGCCGACCACUGGAUUGAAUGCCGAAUCCGCGUACAAGACUGUGGCACUUCGAACCGUCGAUCCGCCCUCACGACUUACCGGCGCCGGCGUACCUACUGCUCUCAACACUACGGCUGGUGGGACGUCGCUUUCAGCUGCUGAGGCGCUUGCUCUACGCGAGAAGGAUCAGGGCCAGACUGUGUGGCGGCCGCCGCGAGGAGGGGUGAAGAGGGCUAUGAUCGCGAAGAUGAUCAAGAUGGUCACGGAGAAGGGUGGGGUUGGGCAGGAGGUGCUUGAGGGUCUUGCUGGGGUUGAGACUUGA
Molecule: messenger RNA, 1116 nt
Organism: Saxophila tyrrhenica
Lineage: Eukaryota; Fungi; Ascomycota; Dothideomycetes; Mycosphaerellales; Extremaceae
Gene: RRP42
Product: Exosome complex component rrp42
Exons: 2
Coding region: 1-1116 (371 amino acids)
Biological process (GO): U5 snRNA 3'-end processing; TRAMP-dependent tRNA surveillance pathway; nuclear mRNA surveillance
Cellular component (GO): nuclear exosome (RNase complex); cytoplasmic exosome (RNase complex)
Molecular function (GO): mRNA 3'-UTR AU-rich region binding
Source: RefSeq, a predicted model, not a curated record